Molecule: messenger RNA, 1065 nt
Organism: Talaromyces rugulosus
Lineage: Eukaryota; Fungi; Ascomycota; Eurotiomycetes; Eurotiales; Trichocomaceae
Exons: 2
Coding region: 1-1065 (354 amino acids)
Molecular function (GO): oxidoreductase activity, acting on NAD(P)H
Source: RefSeq, a predicted model, not a curated record
AUGAAAGCCCUCGUCUGGAACGGCACCCACGCCACCGUCACAACUUCUCACCCCAUCCCCAAGCUCCCACCAGACUACCUCCUCAUCCAAACCAUCGCCAUAGCCCUAAACCCCACAGACGCCAAAGCCAUUGCCCAGGGCCGUGCCUCUCCCGACAAUGGGUUACUAGGUAGCGAUUUCGCCGGAAUCGUUCGUGACGUCGGUCCGCUCGUACGCAAGCCCUGGAAACCCGGUGACCGCGUCUGCGGUGUUACGCACGGUGGGAAUAAUGCCAGGCCCGAGGAUGGCGCGUUUGCAGAGUAUAUUGUUGCAAAGGGGGAUACGUGUAUACGGAUUCCGGCGCAUAUGGGGUUUGAGGAGGCGGCCACAAUAGGUGUGAGUGCGAUUACCGAUGGACAGGGAAUGUUUCAGGCAAUGGGGCUUGAUUUGCCUGUAGUAGAGAAUCAGGUGCAGCAGAAAAAGGGAGAGUUUUUGUUGGUAUAUGGUGGGAGUUCGUCGACGGGGACGUUGGCGAUUCAGUUUGGCAAGCUAGCUGGGUAUACCGUUCUUACAACCUGUGACCCCAAGAAUUUUGACCUGGUCACCUCGCGCGGCGCCGAGAUGGCAUUCAACUACAAGGAUCCUACAUGCGGUCAACAGAUAUACGACUACACCCACGGCCAACUCAAACUCAUCUUCGACACAAUCGGCAACCCAUCCAGCAUCAGCAUCUGCGAAACGGCAUUCUCAAAGCAGCCAACAUGUCGAUACGGUACUUUGUUACUCAACGAUUUCUCGCCACAGCGCCGGCCCGAUGUGGUUUGUUCGAGUAGUGUGCUGAUGACUUUUCGUGGCGAGGCAUUUGAUCUCUUUGGUAGACAUUUCCCUGCAAGCAAAGAAGAUUUUGAGUUUGCGAGUAUGUUUGCGGGCAUUACGGAGCGUCUUUUGGAUGAGGGAUUGUUGGUGCCUCAUCCGGUGGUGUUGAAGAGUGGAGGGCUCGGGGGUGUGGUGGAUGGGUUGGAGUUGGUGAGGGAUGGAAAGGUGAGUGGAGGGAAGUUGGUGUAUCGCGUUGCUGAUACUGCCUAG